Tetrahymena thermophila SB210 is the source of this 855-nucleotide messenger RNA. RefSeq names its product tetratricopeptide repeat protein. NCBI's taxonomy places the organism in Eukaryota, Ciliophora, Oligohymenophorea, Hymenostomatida, Tetrahymenidae. Gene Ontology annotation, molecular function: protein binding. The transcript has 6 exons. The record is from RefSeq and is a predicted model, not a curated record.
AUGAGCGAAAAACAAGAAUAAAAAGUUGCUGAAACUUAAGAAUAAGAUUAGGUUUAAGAUGAUGGUUAAGAUAAAGUUGAUUAAAAAUUGAAUGAAUAAACAGAAAAAUCUGAAUAAGUUGAAGAAUAUAAAGUAAAUAGAUCUAAUUUAGAACAUUCAAAUGAAGAUAAAAAAUUGGAUCAAAAUGAUGAAUAAAAAUCUGAGGAAGACUAAAAAAACGAUUAAGAGCAAUUAGAUGAAUUAAAAUAAAGCGAUGACGAAAAAGAAAAUAAUUAAAAUGAAGAUGAAGAUGAUUAAGACUCUUAAGAAGAAAUACCUGAAAGUGAAAAGUCAUUAGAGAAAGCAUUAGAAUUCAAAGAAAAAGCAAAUAAAUAUUUUUAUGAUCAAGCAUUUGAUGAUGCUAUUGAGUUUUAUUAUAAAGCUUUAAAAUAUUGUCCUUUGUCAGAAACAAAAUAGUGUUCAGUUUUGAACUCAAAUUUAGCAAUUUGCUACUUAAAGAAAAAUGAUUAUGAAACUGUCAUAUAGUACUCUUCAGAAUCUAUAAAAUUAGAUCCUAAAUUUAAAAAGCCUUACCUUAACAGAAUAACUGCUUAUGAAAAAACAGAAAAGCUGGAAGAAGCGAUUGAAGACCUUAAAGAGUUAGAAAAGUUAGAUCCUGAUGACAAGCAAAUCAAAACUAAAAUAUUUAUCAUGUAAAAAGAUCUAGAAAAGUUAAACGAAAAAAGAAAAACUGAAGUGCUUUCAGGAUUAAAAGAUUUAGGAAAUACUAUUUUAGGUAAAUUUGGUCUAAGUUUGGAUAACUUUAAAUUGAAUUAGAAUGAUAACGGUUCCUAUAAUAUUUAAUUCUCUAAAUGA